GUCGGACUCUGCAGAACCCGCCUCAGUGGUUCUAACAGCGAGGAGCCGUCAAAGAACGCCUGACCCUCCCUUCUGACCUGCUCCUCUUCUCCUCACUGACAGUUUUUAUCCCAAGAUGGUCAGGCCUGUAUCUCAGCUGCUCCAGACUGUGACGUUGCUUUCUGGGCUGAUGAUCUACACAGUUUCACAAAGAGGAGCAGAAAAGAAGCCAAACUUUAUCAUCAUACUGGCAGAUGAUAUAGGCUGGGGAGACCUGGAUGUUAACCAACCAGAGAAAUACACAAAUAAUACACCAAACCUCAACCAGAUGGCCCAGCAAGGGCUCAGAUUAACAGACUACCACUCCCCUGCUUCCACCUGCUCUCCAUCGCGUGCUGCUAUCCUGACCGGCCGCUAUGGCCUCAGAAAUGGAGUGACUCAUAACUUUGGUGUGAACUCUGUGGCUGGCCUGCCUCUGUCUGAAGUCACUUUGGCCCAGUUGCUGCAGCAGGCCGGUUACUACACCGCUGUUAUAGGGAAAUGGCACCUCGGACACAACGGACCUUACAGUCCAAACAACAGAGGAUUCGAUUAUUACUUCGGCAUUCCCUACAGUAAUGACAUGGGCUGUACUGAUACACCAGGAUAUGAUCUACCCCUGUGUCUCCCUUGUGUUUCAUCAGAACCUCAAGUGAUCAGACAGAGGAGGAGUUUUCACGGUGGCUGUUAUUCCAAGGUGGGACUUCCUCUGGUUGAAAACAGCUCCAUUGUGGAGCAGCCGCUGAACCUCUGGACGCUAACAGAGAAGUACAGAUCUGCUGCUCUCAGGAUUAUACAAAGUGCAAGGGCCCGAGCACAGCCGUAUCUCCUCCUGGUGGCGUCGGCUCACAUGCACGUCCCGCUCGCCCCCUCGGUGGCAGAGCCUUCAGGCGACGAGGUGUACGCCGCCAGCCUGCGGGAACUGGACGGUCUGGUCGGGGCGUUAAAGGCUGCCGCCGAUGAGAUGGAUAGAGGGAAUACUCUAAUCUGGUUCACUGGCGACAACGGCCCGUGGGAAGAAAAGUGCCAGUUUGCAGGGAGCGUUGGACCUUUCACUGGAAAAUGGCAGACCAGCAAAGGCGGCGGAUCAGCUAAGCGGACUACAUGGGAGGGCGGUCACAGGGUGCCAACUGUGGUGUACUGGCCAGGCAGGAUCCCUGCAAACACCACCAGCUCAGCGCUGCUCAGUGGUAUGGACAUCUUUCCAACAGUUCUGUCUCUGGCAGGCAUAGCGCCCCCUGCAGACAGGCGUUACGAUGGAAUCGAUGCCAGCGGCGUUCUGCUGCGCGGCGAACAGUCUGGUCACAAGUUUCUCUUCCACCCCAACAGUGGCGCUGCAGGAAAGUUCGGGGACUUGCAAACAGUUCGAGCCGGAAAACACAAAGCUUUCUACAUCACAGGUGGAGCAGCAGCUUGCAGUGGCAGCACCGGCCAGGAGCAGCUCCACGAUCCACCUCUGAUAUUUGACUUGGAUCGUGAAGAAGCCGAGGAAACACCCCUGCAGUUCGCCACAGCCGAGUACAGGGCAAUUGCAGAGAGGGUAGCCCGCAAAAGAGAGGAACUCCUGUGGGACAUCGCCACUGAUGGAUCGGUGUCCACAGCGGACUACAGCCAAGAUGAAUCAGCGGCGCCGUGCUGCGAUCGGAGACAGGCCGUGUGUCGAUGCCACACUGUGUGCAGAGGCCCGGAAGAAACAUUAAUAACAGGCACAAGGAACGGGCCAUGAGGUAGGCGAACAAAAGCGCAGACACACUUCUCAUUCGCAACAGUUAGUGUGCAGAAAUAGUUGAUUAAAAGGUUCAAUGUCCAGAUGCAGCAGAUGUGCAAACAAGAAAUACCAGCAGCUGAAAUCUGAUUGUUUAUCUGAAUCCAGUUCUGUUUUAGAUCGAUACUUU
Xiphophorus hellerii (green swordtail) is the source of this 1913-nucleotide messenger RNA. RefSeq names its product arylsulfatase G (gene arsg). The coding region runs from base 116 to 1744 and encodes 542 amino acids. Lineage: Eukaryota; Metazoa; Chordata; Actinopteri; Cyprinodontiformes; Poeciliidae. The transcript has 11 exons. The record is from RefSeq and is a predicted model, not a curated record. Gene Ontology annotation, molecular function: arylsulfatase activity.